Verruconis gallopava is the source of this 1314-nucleotide messenger RNA. RefSeq lists its product as uncharacterized. NCBI's taxonomy places the organism in Eukaryota, Fungi, Ascomycota, Dothideomycetes, Venturiales, Sympoventuriaceae. The record is from RefSeq and is a predicted model, not a curated record. Bases 230 to 898 code for a protein of 222 amino acids. The transcript has 3 exons.
CGCGCUGUAGCCGUAUAAUCUACCCGUCCAAGUUCGUCUGUGUCCACAGCAUGUGAGCGCUGACGUCGGCCCCGUAGAUCCCACAGCCACGUCCAAGUUUCUUGACUUGGUUAAAUGUAAAAUAAAGAGAAUCUCCCUCGACGUUACAAGACCUGCUUCGAAUUCAAUAACCAAAAUUACAGAAAUCGCGCUUGAGCGCCUUUAAACUGAAUUACUAAGCAACAACGUCAUGGAGGUCGUCACGAACGUCGUGAAUGCUGCCACAGAGGCGAUUUGGGGCAAGCAGAGCAGCACCGCCGAAACCGAAAAGAGAACGGCAGAAAACGAGACUGCUGGCCAGGAGCCGCUGUCUGGCAAGAUUGGCGCCGGAACUGCUGACGAGCCAUAUGAUAAGGGCAAUGCCGUGGCCGACGAAACGACGUUGCGCAACGAGACGCCCGGUCAAGAGCCCCUAUCUGGUGUUCAGGGUGCCGGUACAGCAGAUGAACCAUUUGACGAAGGCAACUCCGAGCCGUCCGCCCUGAGUGAGACCACAGUCGACACGAGGCCCUUGGAGGAGGAGAGGCCGAAGCAUGAAUUUCUUCCGGUGAACGGAGAGCCUCCAGUUGUGGCCAAGACACCCAUAGUGGCGCAGGAAGAAGCUGGAGAGCUUAGCAAAGAGGAUGUUACCACUGAGCAAAGUCUCAAGCCCACUGUCAUCGCAACUGACGGAAGAGGCCUCGAAGCACCAAAAGCCAGUACCGAAAUGGAGCCGAGUCGUUUUGAAGAGAAAGAGGAUGAGCCAACCGGAGAGCAGCUCAGUGAAGAGUCGACACCAAGCUCGACUGAGAAAAAGCCACGGUCCAAGCUCGGCAGGUUGAAGGAAAAGAUGCACAUUCGCUCAGGGAAACACGCGUGACUACGCGAUGUUCUGGAGGGUGCCGAUGGUGCCGUGGGCGUUGGCAUAAGUAAAACCAAAGCCGACCAGAAGCGUAUCAGCGAUGCAGCGAAAGCGGCACAUUUGAAAGCUGAAAGGGAGAUAGAACAUCCUUCAUCUUAUCCCUGAUGGACUGUAUGAAUUAUGAGCAGGGUGUACGGAGAAAUGGUACAGAUUCAGGACAGCACGUUUCUCACAAUCCUCCUCAAACUUGCUUAGCGAUAUAUGAACGAAGUCUGCAGAGACAGCAAAAUACCAUUUUUAAGACAAGUGUGAAAGAACGUAGUUCGGAUUGCGACUGCGCCUCGUCAGGACGCUGAAUCGCGAUAUACGCCGCCUGGAAUGCACACGCUAUGCACAUCAACAGCAGUGAUUACAAUAAUAUAUGUAAAGUCCCC